Messenger RNA from Knipowitschia caucasica, 1389 nucleotides. The record is from the annotation of a GenBank genome assembly. NCBI's taxonomy places the organism in Eukaryota, Metazoa, Chordata, Actinopteri, Gobiiformes, Gobiidae.
AUGAGGGGGGAGAGAGUUCCAGAGGUGAGGGUGGAGAGAGUUCCAGAGAUGAGGGUGGAGAGAGUUCCAAAGGUGAGGGGAGAGAGAGUUCCAGAGAUGAGGGAGGAGAGAGUUCCAGAGAUGAGGGAGGAGAGAGUUCCAGAGAUGAGGGUGGAGAGAGUUCCAGAGAUGAGGGAGGAGAGAGUUCCAGAAGUGAGGGGGGAGAGAGUUCCAGAAGUGAGGGAGGAGAGAGUUCCAGAAGUGAGGGUGGAGAGAGUUCCAGAGGUGAGGGAGGAGAGAGUUCCAGAGGUGAGGGAGGAGAGAGUUCCAGGGAUGAGGGAGGAGAGAGUUCCAGAGGUGAGGGGAGAGAGAGUUCCAGAGAUGAGGGGAGAGAGAGUUCCAGAGAUGAGGGAGAAGAGAGUUCCAGAGGUGAGGGGGGAGAGAGUUCCAGAGGUGAGGGGAGAGAGAGUUCCAGAGGUGAGGGUGGAGAGAGUUCCAAAGGUGGGGGGAGAGAGUUCCAGAGAGGUGAGGGGAGAGAGAGUUCCAGGGGUGAGGGGGGAGAGAGUUCCAGAGGUGAGGGUGGAGAGAGUUCCAGAGGUGAGGGGGGAGAGAGUUCCAGAGGUGAGGGUGGAGAGAGUUCCAGAGAUGAGGGUGGAGAGAUUUCCAAAGGUGAGGGGGGAGAGAGUUCCAGAGGUGAGGGGAGAGAGAGUUCCAGAGGUGAGGGUGGAGAGAGUUCCAGAAGUGAGGGAGGAGAGAGUUCCAGAAGUGAGGGGGGAGAGAGUUCCAGAAGUGAGGGGGGAGAGAGUUCCAGAGGUGAGGGUGGAGAGAGUUCCAGAGAUGAGGGGAGAGAGAGUUCCAGAGGUGAGGGUGGAGAGAGUUCCAGAGAUGAGGGGAGAGAGAGUUCCAGAGAUGAGGGGAGAGAGAGUUCCAGAGAUGAGGGGAGAGAGAGUUCCAGAGAUGAGGGGAGAGAGAGUUCCAGAGAUGAGGGAGGAGAGAGUUCCAGAGGUGAGGGAGGAGAGAGUUCCAGAGAUGAGGGGAGAGAGAGUUCCAGAGAUGAGGGGAGAGAGAGUUCCAGAGAUGAGGGGAGAGAGAGUUCCAGAGAUGAGGUGGGAGAGAGUUCCAGAGAUGAGGGAGGAGAGAGUUCCAGAGAUGAGGGGAGAGAGAGUUCCAGAGAUGAGGGGAGAGAGAGUUCCAGAGAUGAGUGGAGAAAGAGUUCCAGAGAUGAGGGAGGAGAGAGUUCCAGAGGUGAGGGGGGAGAGAGUUCCAGAGGUGGGGGUGGAGAGAGUUCCAGAGGUGGGGGUGGAGAGAGUUCCAGAGAUGAGGGGAGAGAGAGUUCCAGAGGUGAGGGUGGAGAGAGUUCCAGAGGUGAGGGUGGAGAGAGUUCCAGAGUGGAGAGACUUCCAGAGAUGA